AACCCAGCGAGCACACCAUGGCCGGCACGUGCGCCCACGUCGAGUUCCUCCGCGCGCAGCCGUGGUGGGCGCUGGCCCUCGCGGCCGUCGGCCUCCUCGUCGCCCUCCGCGCCGCCCUGCGCCUCGCGCUCUGGGUCUACGCCUUCUUCCUCCGCCCAGGCAAGCCCCUGCGCCGCCGCUACGGGCCCUGGGCCGUCGUCACCGGCGGCACCGACGGCAUCGGCCGCGCCAUCGCCUUCCGCCUCGCCGCCUCCGGCCUCAGCCUCGUGCUCGUCGGCCGCAGCCCGGACAAGCUCGCCGCGGUCUCCGACGAGAUCAGGGCCAAGCACCCCAAGGCCGAGGUCCGCACCUUCGUCCUCGACUUCGCCUACGAGGGGCUCGCCGCCGGGGUCGACGCGCUCAAGGAGAGCAUCAGGGGGCUCGACGUCGGCGUGCUCGUCAACAACGCCGGACUCUCCUACCCGUACGCCCGCUACUUCCACGAGGUGGACCAGGAGCUCAUGCGGGCACUCAUCCAGGUCAACGUCGAGGCCGUCACGCGGAUCACACACGCCGUGCUCCCGGGCAUGGUCGAAAGGAAGCGAGGCGCUAUCGUCAACAUCGGCUCCGGGGCUGCCUCUGUUGUGCCAUCCGAUCCGCUCUACUCCGUCUAUGCAGCCACCAAAGCGUACGUCGACCAGUUCUCAAGAUGCCUCUACGUCGAGUACAAGGGCAAGGGGAUUGAUGUCCAAUGCCAGGUGCCCUUGUAUGUGGCAACAAAGAUGGCAUCAAUCAGGAAAUCUUCCUUCCUUGUGCCAUCUGCUGACACCUAUGCUCGUGCUGCAAUUCGCCACAUUGGCUAUGAGCCGAGGAGCACACCGUACUGGCCACACUCUGUUGUGUGGUUCUUUAUCUCCCUUCUACCAGAGUCACUUGUCGACAGUAUGCGCCUCAGUAUGUGCAUCAAGAUCCGCAAGAAGGGGCAGGCUAAAGAUGCCAUGAAGAAAGCGCAGUGAUGAUUCAGACGCUUGUUCAUUGUUGAGAUUUGCAUAUUCCUUCAGUCACGUGUAAUAUGGACCAGUACUUCUAGCUCUGUUGUCGGCAUUUUAGUUUCAUUACCCUCCCAGUACGCUAGGUUGAAACUGCUGUUGUUGUUCCUUCCAUGGUUACAAAGAACAAAUCUGUAAUCGUUCAUUUCCCGAAUGUAACACUAGCUGCACUCAAGGUGGAAAUGAAAUUAACUAAGUCGUGUAUUGGCUUCAAUAA
Messenger RNA from Lolium rigidum, 1245 nucleotides. Its product is annotated as very-long-chain 3-oxoacyl-CoA reductase 1. Gene Ontology annotation, molecular function: ketoreductase activity. Lineage: Eukaryota; Viridiplantae; Streptophyta; Magnoliopsida; Poales; Poaceae. Bases 18 to 995 code for a protein of 325 amino acids. The record is from RefSeq and is a predicted model, not a curated record. The transcript is spliced from 3 exons. Gene Ontology annotation, cellular component: endoplasmic reticulum.